UUGUAUUUUUAUUUCUGUUUAAAAUAUUACAAUAAUAAGUAUUCUCUUGUAAGAAUGUAUAUAUUGUCUAAAAGUAAAACCCAACCUAGAUAUUGAAUAACAUGAACAUGAUUUUCCCUUAUCUAAAAAACUACCAUAAGCACGUACUCUACAUUAUCAACAGCGCACGAUUUGAAAAAAUGGUGCAGAAAUAAGAAGCAGUUGGCUGCUUCGCCCCGUUCUACUCUAUACUAGACUAUCCACUACAAUCAAAGGUGUUACUUUUUAUUUUCUUUAAAUAAUAACCUUCAUAUAUUACCAAUACCAUUUUCAUAGAGACAUCUUACGUUUUCGCAUAAAUUUUAUGACAUAACUUUCAUGACAUUGCGAACAAACGUUACGAAAAUAACGCCACGCACGCAUGACAUUUUUUACUUGUGUUUAUUUUCCUAAGGGCGGUCAUAAUUAUGGUUAUGAUCUGAUAAGGAAAGAAUAAUAUAUUAAUUAUUAAUAUGUAAUUAUAAUUAAUUACUUACAUUAAUGAAUUUAUUUGUCUAUUUACUUCAAUUGAAUUCAAUGUUUUUGACAUCAGAACCAUAAAAAAUUGUUUUGUUUAAUUGUCAACCAUGCCAAAGAAUAAAAAUAUUCUACAUUCAAGAGUAAUCCUUUUGUUUUAAGAGGAAAAAUUGAGAGGACAUUAAAAGAGAAAUUUUGCUUUAAAUAUGAGAUUACAUUUUUUAGUCUCCAUGGAAGAACAAGGAAAAGAAGUGACAAAAGCAGGGAGUGCUAAGGGAGUAUUCCAUAAUGUAGUAGAUGGUGUUACCUUAUUUUUCUGUCAAUUAGGGCGAAAAAUUCAGGAGAUCUAUCUUCUAAUAUCAUUUGGAAAAUGUGGCCAGAUCUUUGAAACAAAAAAGGUAGAAACAACAAUUAAAUUACCAAGCGGAGGACGAAUGCCAAUCUUAGGAUCUGGGACUUGGCAUCCCUUUUACCAAUUUAGUGAAAUGGACACGAUAGGUAGUUUGCAUGCAGCUUUAGAAGCGGGAUAUAGGCACUUUGACCUCUCUCCUGUUCAUUUGAACGAAACGGAAAUUGGAAUCGUUUUAAAAGAAUGGUUUAAUUCUGGAAAAAUUACAAGAGAUGAACUUUUCAUUGUUAGCAAAUUAUCACCCAUGGGAAAUAUUCCGCCCAAAGUAGAAAAAUAUCUGAAUAAAACACUGAAAGACUUGCAGUUGGAUUAUUUAGAUCUCUUUUUAAUUCAACUACCGGUGACAUUUAAAGAAGCGUUUUUAGAAUUCACUGAAGAACAUGAAAAAAUGGGAUUACUUCCCGCCCCUGACUUGUGGUUUCCGUGGAAUUUAAAAGGGGAGGUAGAGUUAAAUAUGAAUACUGACAACAAAGCCACGUGGAAAGAAAUGGAACAACUAGUUCACACAGGGAAAGUACGAGCUAUUGGCCUGUCAAAUUUCAAUAUUCCGCAAAUUGAGGAAAUUAUUCAAAUUGCACAAGUUCCCAUUUCCAAUCUUCAAAUCGAAAUGCAUGUUUACUUCCAGCAAAAGGAACUUCAUGACUUUUGCAAAUCAAAAGGAAUUCCUAUAACGGCACAUACUCCCCUUGGAUCAGCAGGAUACAUUAAAACAAUGCAAUAUAAAAAAAUUCAAAACUUUUACAAUCCAUUGUUAGAUCCAAGAAUUGAAGUGAUAGCGCUGAAACAUGGGAAAUCUACUGCACAAGUUUUACUUAGAUUUUUAAUCCAAAAAGGAGUGUCAGUAAUUCCAAAAAGUGUCGAUAAGAAAAGACUGCAAGAAAAUAUGGAUGUCUUUAAUUGGAAUCUUGAUAGUUCAGACAUGACGGACCUAGAAAGUUUUAAACGAGGAUCAGAGGCUCGAGUUGUAGAUUACACCGCUGUCUUUAAAGGCAUCGAUAAACAUCCAAAAUAUCCAUUCAAAGUAUAAUAAUAACUAUAAAUUUAAGCUCUCAAUUUUAGGAAUAAUAUUUUAAUGUACCUAUGUUUAAAAACAUUUAAUAUUAUCA
This is a messenger RNA of Leptopilina heterotoma, 2010 nucleotides long. RefSeq names its product 1,5-anhydro-D-fructose reductase-like. Gene Ontology annotation, molecular function: aldose reductase (NADPH) activity. The record is from RefSeq and is a predicted model, not a curated record. The transcript has 7 exons. Bases 702 to 1931 code for a protein of 409 amino acids. Gene Ontology annotation, cellular component: cytosol. Lineage: Eukaryota; Metazoa; Arthropoda; Insecta; Hymenoptera; Figitidae.